AUGCCUCCUCCCCAGAAGAAAUACAUUUGUGGCUUCUGUGCCAGAGCCUUCACAAGGUCUGAACAUAAACAGCGCCAUGAACGCUCUCACACAAACGAAAAACCUUUCCACUGCUUAUAUUGUACGUCGGCGUUUGUUCGUAGAGACUUGUUGCAAAGACACUGCCGGACAGUGCAUAAUAUUCGACUCGUAAGUCGUUCGCACUACAAAGAGGAGCGAUUCUCUGAGUCGUCACCUAAAAAACUGCCCCUGUUGGUGACGGUGCCUAUGAACAAGCCGGGUACUACCGCCGGAGACGACGGACUUGCCAAAUCUGUCGUAGACGCUGGAGGAAUCGACCAUAGUUCGGCCUCGGUGCGGCCUCUGAAUCUUGGUGGGGUUGGUGGGGUGGGAGGUGGUGUUUCCAAUAUUACCAAUGCUGUUGGCUCCACUAUUCCUACUGACCAUGCCAGUAUGUCUAAUCAUGCCAAUACGGCGCCUAUACCUACGCAUGUGGCUGCGUCUGUUGACCAAGAUGCGUCGACUAAGUCAAGUAUUCCACAAUAUGCAUAUGAUUCGGUGACUCGUCCUGGAAUCGGGCCAAGUCACCAGUCGGCGCCUCCAACCACUCACGAUCAUGAAAAUGAUACUCACAUCAUGGCAUCUGCGAAGGCGCUUUUGCAGUUGGCGCCCGCCAAGAGUUCCCGGGCUCAGACUCAAACCCUCCCUGGUACUUCCGUUUAUGAGACGGUACCUCGGCCUGUGAAAACCACCUCCGAGUCUGGUUCGGACUCCCCGUUGACGCUGGUGAGUCUGUUGGAUGAAAACGCAAAAUCGGCCUCCAGGUUCGAUCACCGCUCUGGCUCCAUUAGUGGCCCUUUGGGCCCCCUAGGUACCUUAGGAAACCCUACAAAUAUGGCCCCUUCCAGUUCAAUGGCUACAGUUGGCUCUAUGGCUGCCCCUGUCCAGAACUUCAUACCAUCGGGCAUUGAACAUCUAUCAACCUCGUCACCUCGUCUGGACUUGGUGCAGUUGCUCUCCAUUGCCAAAAACUUAGAGAAAGCUUACGACUCCGAAGACUUGCAGUAUCCGGUUAAUGAGUUAUUCCUAGUGGGCUACUCGGUGCUCUCCAAUGAGCCAUAUUCGGUCUUCCUCAAUUUCCGUAGGAGCUUGGUUGAGAACUUGCACUCGCAUUCAUCCAGCUCGGCUCUCUCUGAUUUCAGAUUGGGCAUCGUGUACACCGUCUUGGCUGUUGGAGCGUUAACCUGCCCUGGUAACGAUUACAACUGCGAUGAAGUGGCCACAUUAUUUAUCAAAAAGGCUUGGAACAUCUUGGUGGACAAGCUUAUACCCCAGCACACCAGCCUCAUCUUUCAGAGCGAGAUUUUGAAGAACUUGUAUGUGUUGACUUAUACUUAUCUCCGCUUCUUUAACAAUGACCUAAUGUUAUCCUACUUGGAGGACAGUUCCCAUAUCAUCUUGCAGAAUUUGGCUGCUGCCCAGAAUAACAUGUCCGAGGAGAUUGUGCUGAUGAACAUGGACCUCUUUUGGAGCAUCUAUGUACUUGUUUCCAAGUACAAGAUCAAUGAAGCACCUCCAAAAUUUUAUUCGUGGUUUUUGGCCCAAAAGGUUUUCAAGGACUCCACCAUUACACUCCAGCAAUUCAUGGGCAAUUUUCUGAAGUCAGUUACCCCGCUCUCGGAGCCUUUUCUCAAUGAAAUCGUCAUUUGCACCCUCUCCAACGAAGUGGCCAACCUAACGUUCAACCAAUCCUUGUGGAUAUUUGACCUGCGGAACUCCUUGCACAAUGCCAUAAUUCUCAUUAACAAAUCCGUCAAUAAGUCGGUUCUGCUGGCCAGUACCUAUUCGGAAAUCUUUGAAAUAUUCAAAAAGAAGUUAAUUCUCAAUGCACCUCCUAAGUUCAAGGAUCUCAUGGACUAUUAUGCUUUUCAGAUCAGCUCUCCUUACCAUUGGGGCCUUCUUCUCGCUACUUUGAGAGAAGUCAACUCCACUUUCAAUUUCGAUCGGUUCAUGAAGGAUAAUAUGGCCCGGCUGUUCCAGAAGUUCGGAAAUGCAUUGCUCGAAUUCUUUUCUGCGAAUGAUUGUUUGAGCAAUGGCAAUUCAGCUUAUGAAAUCAAUAACAAUUUGGGCAUUGUCAGCUUUCCCAUCAUAUUCAACUACAACCUUCUCAAAAUGAACAACGUUUCUCUGCCUGUUGAUGUUGCUAAGUUGAAUCUUGUGGAUAUAGCUAACUUAAACAGCUUGAUAUUGGAAUGGUAUAUCACUAUGGUGAAGAUCUUGAUCAAUUUGUUUUCCAACAAUUCUCCAGCUAAAACUCAACAUGUUCUUGCUGACAAUACCGUACUUCAGUGCUUGAUGUACAUGAUUACUGAAAAAGAGGUCCAUUUUAGCUCUGCGUCCCCAGAAGUAUACUUGCAGAUGUUUAAUGAACUUACCAAGAUUUGCGACACUUGGUUGAACUACUUCAACAAGAACACUCACUUGGCCACCUUCCGUAUGAACGUCAACCGUUUUUUGAAUGACUUGUUUGUCUUGGCUUUGAACCAGGAAGAUUUUUUCAUUGGAGACUUGUAUGUGACGAACGAAUCGAUCUUGAUUCGUAAUAGGCGGUCGAAAUCGAUUAGCUCGAUUGACACUGCUUUAAACAAUUCCAAGAUGGCGAAUUCCAGAGGAUCUAUAUCGGCAGGGGCUUCAGGUUUUGGACAAGUACCAUUGCCUGCUUUUGCUAACACCGGUAAAGUGAAUAGCAACUACGUUUUGAUGAACAAGACUGAGAGUUCUGAGUCUCCACCAUUGAAGGCCAGACAACCUUCACAAGGCUUUGUUGCUAUGUCUCCAAGCACGUCUUUGCCUCCACUCCAAGGUGUUGCAAAGCUUCAAUUUGCUUCCGGAGCAACAAGCUCAACAUCCCUGAUUAUCUCUCCGCCAAUUGCACCGCCUGCUAAUUCGUUGAUUUUGCCUCCUAUACAUGCCCAGGCAAGAGAGGGAGACAAGUCCCCAUUGAGAGGCUUCAAGCGUGUUCUUUGA
Messenger RNA from Sungouiella intermedia, 3027 nucleotides. The record is from the annotation of a GenBank genome assembly. Lineage: Eukaryota; Fungi; Ascomycota; Pichiomycetes; Serinales; Metschnikowiaceae.